UCAUCUCCAUCUCCCUUGCAUAAAAAUUCUCGACAAUUCGUGUUUUAUGGUCUCCGUAGGGUUUUGCUUAAACCCUUCAUCGAACUAAUAUGGCUUUGAGAUCCGCGGCGGCGUUGGUGUCCGGUCCACGUGGCUUGUGUCGGCUCUUCUCAACGUCUCCGAUCUCAUCUUUCAUCCCUCCUUCGAUAGCGUCUACAGAGACUCCGAAACGGGAGAUGGCUGAGCCCAGCACUAAUCUCUUCGUCUCCGGGCUUAGUAAACGGACCACUACAGAAGGACUUCGCGAAGCCUUUUCAAAGUUUGGUGAAGUGGUUCAAGCAAGAGUAGUGACUGAUAGGGUCAAUGGAUACUCUAAGGGGUUUGGUUUUGUAAGAUAUGCCACUUUAGAAGAUGCUGCGGAAGGCAUAAAAGGCAUGGAUGGAAAGUUUCUGGACGGUUGGGUGAUAUUCGCAGAGUAUGCAAGACCCAGGCCAACAACCCCUCCACCGGAGAAUAAUACGUACUCCCCAUAUGGUAAUAACAUGUCUAAUCCAUAUGGACGCCAAUAAUCUCCAAUGAUUUCACUGGACCCCCAGCUUAUAUUUUAUUGUACUUGCACUACUCGACACAACUUUAUAAGCUGCUGCUUAAUUAUUUGUUGUCCAAUGAAUGAUUCGUUUGUGUUCAUUGAUCCAAUGAUCUGUAACCUGAAAAACAGGUUUGUUGAACCUUUAAACAGUGGUGCAAAAACUGUAUUGUAUUCUCUACAUCAUUGAUCAACAACAUAGUCUGUUCUUUAU
Messenger RNA from Tripterygium wilfordii, 779 nucleotides. RefSeq names its product organelle RRM domain-containing protein 2, mitochondrial-like. The transcript has 4 exons. Gene Ontology annotation, biological process: mitochondrial mRNA modification. Lineage: Eukaryota; Viridiplantae; Streptophyta; Magnoliopsida; Celastrales; Celastraceae. Bases 90 to 548 code for a protein of 152 amino acids. The record is from RefSeq and is a predicted model, not a curated record. Gene Ontology annotation, molecular function: RNA binding. Gene Ontology annotation, cellular component: mitochondrion.